AUGGAAUCCGAAGGCAUUAUAUGCUUUCAAAAUCCGCGCAAUCCCUUGAUGGUCAAAGCGGGGAUCAGUCGACAUUGGAUGAUGAAUUACAGCAACCUAAAAACCAAUUCAAGCUUCGUGAUAGACCCGAGUCAAGUAACAGGUGAAAUAGCAGAACGCGGACAGAUCAGCAUUAUAAUAACGAGGAAGCCUGGAAGAGCUCAAGAGGACAAGAUGUUGAUCGAAUACAGUGGCGGUUUAACGGGCAAAACGGUUGUCGAGAGUCGUGCCAAUUGA
Messenger RNA from Ostertagia ostertagi, 276 nucleotides. The record is from the annotation of a GenBank genome assembly. NCBI's taxonomy places the organism in Eukaryota, Metazoa, Nematoda, Chromadorea, Rhabditida, Trichostrongylidae.